AGUUGUUUUCAACUAGUCCGAGUGAACAGUUCAAGUUUUCCAUUUUCGAUUGCGUGUUUCCAAGCUCAGCAGUCUGGUUUCAAUUUAUUUGAUUGCUUAAGAAACUAUUUGAAGAAGAGAAGAAGACGUGCAUUUGUGCUUAAAAAUAGUUAGCCUGAGGUGACGUUUUUGGGUUACCCACUACACACCAGUGAAAAACAAAACCUGAUCCGCUUUCGAUGCUCAAAUCAAUCGCCAGUUUCUUGAACUACAAAUCUGUCGCAAGAUACCAUAGAAAUAGCAUGAGUGAUAAACUUUCAUUGUGAGGGAAUCCGUGUCCGAGUGAGCAAAAGCGAGUUGUUUCAAUCUUUGAGGGCGUGUUUGAUAAAUUAUCAGUAGGGCAAGACUUUCAAGAAACAUGUUGUCCACAAUGAUCCGAGCUACUGGACCGCUGCAGGUCGCCGUCGGCCGUCAGCUGAUCCGUUCGACGGAAGCGCCGAAUUCGAUGCAGCAUUUCCGGGCCAUUUCGAAAAGCAGCGAAGUCAACCAUUCCGACUAUAUGACCAUGCGAGAAAACCAGCGGCCGAAAGUGAGCCGGGACUACCAGAGUAAAUUGCAGAUAAGACUGAAGAAAGUGUCGAGGACACUUUCGACGCUGAACCACUCCGUACCGGAGGCGAUCCAGCACACGGCCGUCUCGAAAACCGAGAGCCGCGAGUUUAUGGCUGUGUUUCCCGAUCUAGUCCGCGAUCUGACCGAGUUCGCCAAGAAGUACGACAGCAAGGUGGCGGACAAGUGGUUCGCCCGGGCCCUCCAGUACAAUGUCCCGCAGGGUAAGAAAAACCGCGGACUGGCUGCCGUCCUGUCGUACCGUAUGCUGGCCAAACCGGAGGAGCUAACACCGGAAAACAUUCGCCGGGCCCACUAUCUCGGCUGGUGCAUCGAAAUGUUCCAGUCAAUGUUUCUGAUCUGUGACGAUGUCAUGGACGGCAGUCAGACUCGCCGUGGUCAACCAUGUUGGUACAAGGUAGAGGACGUAAAGAUGACCGCCAUCAACGAUGCCCUGAUGAUCGAUGCCGCCAUCUACCACGUGCUGAAGAAGCAGUUCGGCGAUCAGCCGUACUACACAAAGCUGGUAGAGAUGUUCUCCGACAUUAAGUUUAUCACCACCGUCGGACAGUCGCUCGAUCUCCAGUCUGCUAAGCUAGACGUCACCAAAUACACGAUGGAUCUGUACAAAUCGAUCGUUUCCCAUAAGACUGCCUACUAUACGUUCUACCUGCCGGUGGCACUGGCCAUGCACAUGACCGGCUUCACGGAUCCGGAAGUAUUCCGCCAGACUAGGACCAUCCUGCUGGAGAUCGGUCAGUUCUUCCAAGCUCAGGACGAUUUCCUAGACUGCUUCGGUGACCCGGCGGUGACCGGUAAGAUCGGCACCGACAUCGAAGAGGGCAAAUGCACCUGGUUGGCUGUCGUUUGUAUGCAGCGGGCCGCCGAAGACCAGAAGCAAAUCAUGAAGGAGUGCUACGGUUCGACCGACCCCGACAAGGUGGCACGGGUUAAGAAACUGUACGAAGAGCUGGGUCUGCCGACGACCUACGCCAUCUACGAGGAGGAAUCGUACAACAUGAUCAAAACGCAUAUCCAGCAGAUUUCGCGAGGUCUUCCGCACGAUCUGUUCUUCAAGAUUAUGGAGAAAAUUUACCGACGGGAUUGCUAGACGGCAAGCCGAACUAAUCUACCUCAUCAGUUAAGAAAUGUUGGAUCAAUUCAAUCUGAAAUCGAACUUGCUGCAGCAACAACAACAACAAUAAUAACGACAAGAACAGUGAAUACAAUAACCGUAGCCAGUAAGAAAACCUAACUCUAACCUAUCAUUACUAACCAUUCAAACAGUUUCCUUAUAUAGCCGAUUGGUUGGUUUUUUCUAUAACCAAAUUUCAUGUAUGCAGUAAAAUUAGAAGGAAGAAAGGAUGUAUAAUGUGGACAGAAGGGAUUUUCAGAAAAUCCAUUUAAUAACCGUUAUUCGGUUUAACUUAAAAUUGUUUAAAGAAACAUAAAAAAAGAUAUGUGAUUUGUUUCGCGUCUCUUUCCAGAAUGAAUUUGUAUUUUGCUGUGUUUUACUAGGUACGAUGAUCAUUUGCAUUUAUCAUUCGAGUAGCAAGGCUUUAUUUGUCUUAUAUCAUAAACACACAUAUACACUCACACUCACACUAGAAAACUAGUAAAUGCAUCGAAUCCAUUCAUUAUAUUGCUACUCCGAUUUUGCUGAAACAUUUGUCAUUUUUUACAGUCAUACAAUGAUUUAUUGAUUAGUGUUUACGUUCUACAAUGAGACAGGUAAAACAUGAAUAAAUACAAAGAACGUUUACGAAUAAGAUCGAACUAAAUAAUUAUAUUUAGAUUUAAUGAAGUACUACUGACGAUUGAAGUCUAUAUAAUAAAAAAACAAA
Molecule: messenger RNA, 2432 nt
Organism: Sabethes cyaneus
Lineage: Eukaryota; Metazoa; Arthropoda; Insecta; Diptera; Culicidae
Gene: Fpps
Product: farnesyl pyrophosphate synthase
Exons: 5
Coding region: 398-1699 (433 amino acids)
Biological process (GO): trans, trans-farnesyl diphosphate biosynthetic process
Cellular component (GO): cytoplasm
Molecular function (GO): dimethylallyltranstransferase activity; (2E,6E)-farnesyl diphosphate synthase activity
Source: RefSeq, a predicted model, not a curated record